Cladocopium goreaui is the source of this 251-nucleotide messenger RNA. NCBI's taxonomy places the organism in Eukaryota, Dinophyceae, Suessiales, Symbiodiniaceae. The record is from the annotation of a GenBank genome assembly.
GCAUGGACGUCAAGGAGGACCACAUGGUUGUCAGCGACGACGACACGGUCAAACAGGACAAAGAUGCCACCAACAGCACUGCAGAUCGCAUCAAAGAAGGAAUCAGCAAUCUACAUACCAGUUUGGAUGCACUCCGCACAUCGGCAGAACAGAUGGUAGAGGAGGAGCACCAGGCCCUCAAAAGGCCCAGACUGGAGCCAGGACCCACAGACGCAGUACCACCUGCCUCAGGAGAAGCCUCUGGUUUUUAA